UAUUCAUAUCAGUUCAGGAUGCAAUAAGUAUGUAAUUAUGAUGUAUGUUCAACUUACAUUAAGUAUUCUUUGCUUUAGGCUGGUCAUAAUAAAAGGACCUGUAAAAAGAGAAAAGUGGCAAUGGGUGAAGAGAGUGCUGCUUCGCAGGUGCCUGAAGGGGAUUAUGAUGAUGACAUGAUGGCUGAAAUGUUCUGGGAGGAGACAUUAAAGGCUGCAGACGCUGAAGCAGCAGCCACUGAGGAUGGAAAUGAUUCCGCAACACCACACCCUGCUCCAGGAAUGCCGCCGCCAACAACCACACAACAGCAACCUCCAACCAACAAUGCAACAACCAGGAAACAAUUUAAAAGGAGAAGUGUUAAGCGACCCCCUCCCAUUGCAAAAACACAGCAACCACCUACCCCAUCUGCCAACAAACCAACUAACACCCCAUCCACACACAACUCUGAAACUACAGCGCAUCCACUGCAAGGUGCUAGUGCUGGGACAUCCAGACGGUUCGUGCAAUUCAUGCCAAUGCCGGGAGUGACUACGGGUGCUACGGGCCGAGGUACAGCUGGUCGGGGUGGAUUUCAUAGCAGGGGACGUGGAAGGAAAGGCCCCUUCAGUGGAUCAAAAACAGGUGUUUCAAGUGGGAGCAGUAACUCAACUCCACUUUGAUAGAAACUCAUGGGUUUGGAGACUCAAUCAACAUAGGAAUUUCAUGGUUCAUUAAUGUUAUGUUUUCGUUUUUUAAUGUACUCGACUAUGGUCGUCAAAAACUGUUGCUGGCAUUUGGUUGUUUUGUUAUAUUAAAGAGCAACUCGAGACUCUUGUAUUGUGUAAUUUUCAUGGUCUGGUUUAGGAUAAGGUAGUUAAACUUGAUUUCAGGGUGUUUUUUGAGCAACCAAACAUGGUCUGGUUUGGCUUAUGUCAUAACUCUUAUUUUUUGUGAAUCAGAAUC
Molecule: messenger RNA, 943 nt
Organism: Arachis ipaensis
Lineage: Eukaryota; Viridiplantae; Streptophyta; Magnoliopsida; Fabales; Fabaceae
Source: RefSeq, a predicted model, not a curated record